This is a messenger RNA of Prorocentrum cordatum, 363 nucleotides long. The record is from the annotation of a GenBank genome assembly. Lineage: Eukaryota; Dinophyceae; Prorocentrales; Prorocentraceae.
AUGCUGCCUGCGUGUUCGUGCUCAUACAGGGCCAGAGUUGAUGCUGCUUGCAGGUUCAUGCUCGUACACUGUGCAUCGGUUUUUGCGAGGCACUGGUGGCUCGCCGCCGGGGCGUGCGUGCCCUCGUGCAGUGCCAGCCGGCGGCUCUCGUGUCUCUGGGCGGUCGCGAGCGUGGAGGCCGAGCGCCGCGGCAUGCCCCCUACCCUGCCUCUUCUCGGCGCCUGCCGCUGGCGGCGCCCUGGUUCCUUCUGCCCGUCCCCGUGUUUGUCCACCGCCGACCCUGCCUCCUUUCAGCGCCUGCCGUUGGCGACGCCCUGGUUCCUUCUGCCUGUCCCCGUGUUCCUGUCCGUCGGAGGUGGAUAG